GAUGCAGCAGAUCAGACUUGAGCUUGUGUUGCACUCAGAAUGAAGUAUCUCGGAGUUGCAGUGAUUGGGCUGCUCAUCGGCAGCCUCUCCAGCGGUGGCUUUUUGGUGCAGGCCAAGCCUGAGAUGUGCACUCAGCCCCAUUCGAUGUCGGGGAUGGCACAGGACGCGGCUGCCUGUAUGGCCUUUAUGCCGGCCUGGACCUAUGACGCCGCCAAGAAUGCCUGCUCCGAGUUUGUCUUUGGCGGCUGUGGUGGCAAUGCAAAUCAGUUCUCCUCCCAAGCGGAAUGCGAGAAGGCAUGCAAGGACUAGCAGCGGGCAAAACCCCCAAAAUAAAAUUCCUCGAAAUUCAACUAAAUAUUGAACUCUGAAAGGCAAAGCUUGUUUUUGUUUGUGUUUGUGUUUUUUGCAAAAAACAAUAAAUUUCACUAUAAUUUCAA
This is a messenger RNA of Drosophila obscura, 437 nucleotides long. RefSeq names its product male accessory gland serine protease inhibitor. Lineage: Eukaryota; Metazoa; Arthropoda; Insecta; Diptera; Drosophilidae. The coding region runs from base 40 to 309 and encodes 89 amino acids. Gene Ontology annotation, molecular function: serine-type endopeptidase inhibitor activity. The transcript has 2 exons. The record is from RefSeq and is a predicted model, not a curated record.